Molecule: messenger RNA, 264 nt
Organism: Funneliformis caledonium
Lineage: Eukaryota; Fungi; Glomeromycota; Glomeromycetes; Glomerales; Glomeraceae
Source: the annotation of a GenBank genome assembly
AUGUCCUCGGCCGGCACAAAGAGACUUUUGCCCGCUCGAGCUACCAUCAUAAUUUGGCCGGCAUUAACGGAAUUAGAUGGUAGCACCCCACCCCGAGAGUUUCUAUUAAUAGAAAGUACCAAGGUUAAAGUCAAUGCGCUAUUUGUUCAUCUCACUGAAGUAACCCCAAAACAGCACAGUGCAAAAGAUCUAAGGUUAAAGUCCGCUUUGUUUUUUGUCGGUGCUAAUGUCAUCUUGAUUAAUCUCGAGACAAUGGAACGCUAG